ACGCACGCUAUGAAUACCCUAUGGUCUCUCUUUGGCAAGGGCAGUCAAGUCAAGCAGGCCCAGAAUGGAGACAUCCAACCGGAGACUGGUGAUGGCUUUCCUGUGCCAAACCACACUCUUUCAUACUGGCGAUCAGAGUUGCACCCUAUAGACUCAUACUGCUCAUCCGAGCAGCUGCCCUCGGAAUGUGAUAUUGCCAUCAUCGGAGCUGGCAUGACUGGGGUCAGCACAGCCUACCACCUUUCACGCCUAUAUGCCGCAAACAAUCUAGAAAAGAAACCAUCAAUCGUUAUUCUCGAUGCUCGUGAGGUCUGCUCCGGAGCCACAGGACGAAAUGGCGUUCAAGCGUUCACUAUGCGUAAAGUGAUGAAAGAGCGUGGUUUGGAUGCUGCCAAUGAGCUUGCCGCUUUUGUAUCUGCUCAGAAAUAUCAGAUGAAGGACGCAGUUGAUAGAGAGGGACUGAACUGCGAAUUUGAGAUGCGACGCAGCUAUGAUGUCUUUAUUGACAAGGGAGAGGCAAUCCAGGCAGAGCACUUAUAUCGUACAGCCACAAAAGAAGGCUACCAAUGGGCGAGGGACCUGGAUUUUGUGGGACCUGAACACGCUGAGCAGUCAGCCAUCAGCAUGCCUGCCUGCAGCCUGUGGCCUUACAAGUUCGUCACACAGCUCCUCUCGCGGUUGGUCGACUCUGGAGUGGUGACUUUGUUCACAAAUACUCCUGUACUAUCCAUCGAUUCCUCAGAUGCCUUGUCCACCCUUCUUCAUACGCCCCACGGAUGUCUGACAACCAAAAGACUCAUAUUUGCUACUAACGCUUACACCCCAGCAAUUUGUCCGUCAUACAAGAACGAGAUCGUCCCCUACAAAGGAACAGCCUGCCAUAUCGUACCUGACAAACCGGUUUCUCCACACCUGAGCCAUACCUAUAACAUUUCCUAUGACCAUCCAGCCGACCAAGCCACAAGAGUGGACUACUUGAAUCCGAGACCAGACAGUGGCAUUGUAGUUGGCGGCGCAAAGUUCCUCUUCGAUGCUGACAAGGACUGCUGGCACGAUACUACGGAUGACAGUACACUUCUCCCCAAUGUCCGCCCUUACUUUGCCACCUACAUGCAAUCUAACUUCAAAGGUUGGGAGAGGAGCAAUGCUAAGACCACACAUCUAUGGACAGGGAUCCAAGGCGAAACAAGGGACGGCUUUCCUUUUGUGGGUAAGAUUCCUGGCAAAGAGAAUUGGUUCGUUGCCGCUGGUUUCAAUGGAGGUGGCAUGUCAUUCAUAUUUUCCUGCAGUGAGGCACUGGCAAAAAUGGUAGACGGUAAGACGUAUGAGGAGACUGAACUGCCAAAGAUGUUCGAUUCUGGAAGGAUGUUAGGCUGA
This is a messenger RNA of Aureobasidium vineae, 1377 nucleotides long. The record is from the annotation of a GenBank genome assembly. NCBI's taxonomy places the organism in Eukaryota, Fungi, Ascomycota, Dothideomycetes, Dothideales, Saccotheciaceae.